GCGGCCGACCGACCGCCCCGUCCCGUCCCGCCCGACGCAAAAGGAGGAGCGGAUUUAGCAGAGAGAACUUCCCGCCGCCGCUGCCCGCGAAUCUCCGGCGACAAUGCGAUUCAGGAGCUCGCACAGGCUCCCGCUCUUCCCUCACCAGAAGCCGCUGCGCUGCCUGCACCAGCACCGCCGGUUCCUCGCUUCCUUCUUCGCCAAGAAGCUAAGCGGCUCGGCUCAAGCCCGCGCGUCCUCCGAUGGCGGCGCCGCCGGCUCCGAAGGGAGUUCUUAUCUGGUGCCUGGCGCUACGGUCGCUACUCUGCUCAUGCUCGGUGCUCUCCAUGCUCGUCGCCUCUACGACGAUAAGAAGGUUGAAGAGGCAAGAGAAAAGGGAAUUGAAAUUGAAUUCCAGCCAGAUGUAAAGGCCACAUUUCUCAGGUUACUACCUCUCAGAUCCAUUUCAAGAUUUUGGGGUUUUCUGACUAACGUGGAAGUUCCUGUAUGGAUGCGGCCUUAUCUCUGUAGAGCAUGGGCUCGGGCAUUCCAUUCAAAUUUAGAAGAAGCAGCAUUGCCUCUUGAAGAAUAUUCUUCUUUACAGGAAUUUUUUGUCCGUGCCUUAAAAGAAGGUUCAAGGCCAAUUGACCCUGACCCAAAAUGCCUGGUUAGUCCUGUGGAUGGUACUAUUCUACGAUGCGGAGAGUUGAAGGCUGCUGGGGCUAUGAUUGAGCAAGUCAAAGGUCUUUCCUACUCAGUCUAUGCUCUUCUCGGUGCGAGUUCUUUCCUUCCAAUGGUAGCUGGAGGAAAGACCAAUGAAGACGAAGUUGAAAAGGAAAGUGUUACUGAAGAGGAAAGGAAGAAAUCAUGGUGGAGAGUGUCGUUGGCCUCACCAAAAAUUAGGGACCCUGUGUCGGCAUGUCCUAUGAAAGGCCUCUUUUACUGCGUAAUUUACUUGAGACCUGGUGACUAUCAUCGAGUCCAUUCACCAGCUAAUUGGAAUGUUCUAAGUAGGCGACAUUUUUCAGGCCGUCUAUUUCCUUUAAAUGAACGUGCCACAAGGACAAUAAGGAACCUGUACGUGGAGAAUGAGAGGGUUGUUCUUGAAGGUCUCUGGCAGGAAGGUUUUAUGGCACUUGCUGCUAUUGGUGCGACAAAUAUUGGAUCGAUUGAGCUUUAUAUUGAACCUGAGCUUCGCACAAACCGGCCAAAGAAGAAACUACUGCAGUCAGAAACUCCAGAAGAACGGUUUUAUGAACCUGAAGGUGUUGGAAUCAUGAGCAAGAAAGGGGAUGAGAUGGCCGUCUUUAACAUGGGAUCAACAGUGGUUCUGAUCUUUCAAGCUCCAAUGACAGAAUCACACGAAGAUGAUGACCCCUCCGGUUUUAGGUUUUGUAUCAAACAAGGCGAUAGGAUUCGUGUAGGACAAGCCCUAGGAAGGUGGAAGGAAGGAUCUGCAUGCUGAAGUAUGACCAUGGGAGCACUCGUCAUGUUUUAUUAAGAUUGCUCUGACUUGUUUUUGGGUUUUUUUUAAUCCCAGUGAACCAUGAGAUAAUUUUUCUUUCUUGACAGCGAACCAUGCCUCAGUUUGUGGUUGAAAAUUGCAGCAAUUUCUUUGCAAACUCUGCAAUUUAUUUACAGCUAGUUUAAAAGCAAUUUGCAGUGGUCAGCUAUUCUUGGUACGA
Molecule: messenger RNA, 1664 nt
Organism: Eucalyptus grandis
Lineage: Eukaryota; Viridiplantae; Streptophyta; Magnoliopsida; Myrtales; Myrtaceae
Product: phosphatidylserine decarboxylase proenzyme 1, mitochondrial
Exons: 12
Coding region: 104-1444 (446 amino acids)
Biological process (GO): phosphatidylethanolamine biosynthetic process
Cellular component (GO): mitochondrion
Molecular function (GO): phosphatidylserine decarboxylase activity
Source: RefSeq, a predicted model, not a curated record